Messenger RNA from Drosophila erecta, 1150 nucleotides. RefSeq lists its product as uncharacterized. Gene Ontology annotation, molecular function: ATPase activator activity. Gene Ontology annotation, cellular component: membrane. The record is from RefSeq and is a predicted model, not a curated record. The coding region runs from base 126 to 1031 and encodes 301 amino acids. Lineage: Eukaryota; Metazoa; Arthropoda; Insecta; Diptera; Drosophilidae. Gene Ontology annotation, biological process: membrane organization. The transcript is spliced from 3 exons.
UUGUUGCCAUUUUUUAUAGGAACAAUCGAUACAGUUCUUGGAUAUCGAUAUAUUUUUGUGAAGCUGAACGCAGCAUUUAUAUUUUCUACUCUAUUCAACUGAACUGAGUUCCAGUUGUAGUAAAAAUGAGUAAUCUGACAAGACGUGAUAACGAGGCGAGGAAUAUUUCGGAGUCAUAUGGCGAUGUGGACCAGAUCAACACCUACAAUACGCUGCCGGCACACAGCUUCGAGGAAGGGACUUCUUCGGCCGACGAACUGGGAGAAAGUGAAACCCAAGAGAAUCUCUGUACUCCCAAGCCCACCGAUCAGUCCAGAAAACGCAGUAUUUCAACUCCCAGGCCGAGUUCAAGGCAGGAGCAGCACUAUUCCAUGAAUGAACCUCAAAACGGCAUCGGUAUUAAAUUAGCUAUUGCCGGUGUUUUAUUCGGUUUAAUUGUUGUCUACGGGUACGGAUCAAGCAUUGUAGAGGAGAAGCAGUGUGCUUUCAAGGAUCUCCGUACAAAAUAUCCCCUGCAGCAGGAACAAGUGUGGAAAGCCCUGCAAAAGGGCAUCGAGGGGGUGAUAAACAAAAAGGACAAGCACCCCAGUGUUUUCUUGUUCCUGCAUCAGGAUUCCAAGCUACGGAAACUUAUUGAACAAAUUGCCGUCGAGGCUUCAAUGUGCUUUGGUGGUACCGGAAAGGUGAUUUCCUUGGAAAAGGCGGACAUGAAAGAAUGCGGAUUGGCGAUUGAACAGUUCAAGGCAAAAAUAAACGAUGGGAAGGUUUUCUUAAUAGUGGACCUCAACGAAAUUGCGCCGAAUGGAGCCCGAGCUCUGCACACAAUUUGCGAUACAUACAGCCCUCUUGUAAAAGAUGCAGUCAUCUUCCUUACUCUUCGAACAUUCAACACAACCGCCGUAAACAACUCUGUCAAGCUAGCCACGGAUACUCUGUACGAUCUGUGGGAUAAGGAGUUGAGGGACUACGAGCUGGAUCCUUUAAUUACUCGAGUUACCGAUCAGGUGCUCCACUUGAGUAGCAAAAGUUAGACUAGAAUUCAUUAUUGAAGUCUCAGUACCAUUACUACGCCGAAAAAUUGAGCUAACAAAACUUAUAAAGCAUUGAAUUAAGAGAAUUUAUUUGGCUAUUGAUGAAAAAUGAUUUAAUU